UCGGACUACCUUAGCCCCGCUGCCACCUCACCGUUGCCAUCGCCGUUGGUUCGCAAGUGUCGAGAUGAGCUCAGCUUUGGUGGCGCCCCUGGCGGCUUGCGGCGCCUGCAGCGAACCUUCUCUGAGGACAGCAAGCAGAGACGGAGAGAGAGCAUGCCCACCACACCGACUGGACCACAUCCCUCAUCUCCCGCUCCGGUUCAUA
Molecule: messenger RNA, 205 nt
Organism: Candidula unifasciata
Lineage: Eukaryota; Metazoa; Mollusca; Gastropoda; Stylommatophora; Geomitridae
Source: the annotation of a GenBank genome assembly